AUGCACUCGUUCAAGGCCAGAUUGAAGCCCGCGGAGGCCGCGAACUGGAUGCACUCGCCUCUGUCUGGAAGGCUGUUGCAGUCGCUAGCUCAAACAGCUAAACUUUACGCCCAGUGCUACGCUGAAAUACCGCCUGAAACCUCGUUGAGAGAUUCUUGUGCAUCGAUGACGAGUUCACGGUGGCAGUAUGCGAUCCAAAACCGUGGACGCAAGGCGAUAUGGUUCGACCCCGAUGCGGACAACAAGGCACGUAGUCUGGAAUGCCUCGUUUCACAUACAAGCAAUAUACAGGAGAACGGCGCAGCAUCACGGGUAGAGCUUUCGUCACUGGGGCUGCAGUGUGCGUUGGACCUGCUCCUCGACCUCCUUCCGAGCGAAUACGAGGACGCCAUCCUCGCCAUCGACAACUACCGCACCAAACUCGUCGACGUGUGCCUCGACGUCGGUCGAGUCCCCUACGUCUACACGGGCAAGAAGCAGCGCGUCGUGCUCAGCAAGCACGGCGCCACCGUCGCCAAGGACACGAUCGACGAGAUCCUGAGCAACCUCGGCGGCGAAAUGCGCAUCGGAGACGACAACCGCGCCGGCAUCGGCCGACAGCUGCACCGCAUCUCCGUCAUGCGCAGCAAGACGGACGAGGUGUACGGCCUGCCGAUGCGCGUGGGCCGAGCGCUGCGCAACGCGACGUGCGUGCUGACGGACCAGCAGCAGCACGAACCGGAUCGACAGCAACACGGAAGUUGGCAGCGAGGCCAGGCGGAGGAACAGCAGCAGCGUUGGGACCGGCUGCUGCGGCUGGAGCGCGAGAUGGCUGCACUGCGGGGCGAGCUGAUUGGGGCGGCGCGUGAUCCGCCGCAGCACCGUGAUCGACAGGACCGUGCGGACGACUAG
Molecule: messenger RNA, 891 nt
Organism: Phytophthora sojae
Lineage: Eukaryota; Oomycota; Peronosporomycetes; Peronosporales; Peronosporaceae
Exons: 1
Coding region: 1-891 (296 amino acids)
Source: RefSeq, a predicted model, not a curated record